Xyrauchen texanus (razorback sucker) is the source of this 3586-nucleotide messenger RNA. It is a transcript of the gene gnaz, whose product is annotated as guanine nucleotide binding protein (G protein), alpha z polypeptide. Gene Ontology annotation, cellular component: heterotrimeric G-protein complex. Gene Ontology annotation, molecular function: G protein-coupled receptor binding; GTP binding; G-protein beta/gamma-subunit complex binding. The record is from RefSeq and is a predicted model, not a curated record. The transcript is spliced from 3 exons. Lineage: Eukaryota; Metazoa; Chordata; Actinopteri; Cypriniformes; Catostomidae. Bases 910 to 1977 code for a protein of 355 amino acids. Gene Ontology annotation, biological process: adenylate cyclase-modulating G protein-coupled receptor signaling pathway.
CACAUACACACACACACACACACACACACACACACACACACACACACCCUCCUCCCCUAUUGCUGCAGUGUCUCAGAACUGCCUUGGAGCUAACAAGAGGGGAAAUAGCACACCGACAAUUAUUAGAGGAGGAGAGAGAGCGCAACACAACGAGUGAAUGAGUGCAUGUGUGAGAGGAGAUUCGGGCAGAUUCGAGGAUGUUGGUGAUUCAGGACUAAAGGGACUGUUUGCUUGCUCCCUCUGCCUCCCAAGCGAAUGUUUGUCUGCAGCAUUGCUGGUGAAUGGACGGCAAGCAGUGAAACGCAGGAACAUGGGCCUGUAGCUACCCCAAUGGCUUAUGCAGACAGGAGAAUAUAGUACACAGAAGCCUAAAACAUUUAACAAGAACAAAGGUCUGACAUUCCAAGCAAGAGAACUUGAGUGAAGACUAAAGGACGGAAGGGGUUAUCAACAGAUGAACCAGACACGGAAAUACAGUGAAGCACACUGGACACCAUGAGGAAGGACAGCGAAGGGAUUUUAUGGUUCCGACCUUCUCUCUCUGAACAUUGAACAAGUCAAUUUGAAGCCGAACGUGUUCAGGGGUGUGUCCCCUGAUGUAAACCUCAAAUCCUUGGGAUAUAAAAGGCAACCACGCCCUUAAAUCACGGCCUGAGUGGGUCAUCCACCAUGUCAUGGUAGCAUUGUAUGCCAAAAUACCAAACCUUGAGAAAAUCCAAGAUGAUUGCUAGACUUUGACGAUGCAAGUUGUGUAAAUUGAAUAGGAAACUUGUAGGUCUGACAUUUCUAGCUAAAUCUUCCCCUAGCAUAAUUUCGACUCUAUCAACGCAACAUUUUUACAUUGCAAACUUUGUUUUUACUCUGCACCUUCCCACUACCUGGGAUUACCAACUCCAGGUGCAGCAAACCAUGGGGUGUCGGCAAAGUUCAGAGGAGAAGGAGGCCGCCCGGCGCUCACAGCGCAUUGAUCGGCACCUUCGCUCGGAAAGCCAGCGGCAGCGCCGUGAGAUCAAACUCCUGCUGCUCGGCACCAGCAACUCGGGCAAGAGCACCAUCGUGAAGCAAAUGAAAAUCAUCCACAGUGGAGGUUUUAACCUCGAGGCCUGCAAGGAGUACAAGCCCCUGAUCCUCUACAAUGCAAUCGACUCACUCACCCGCAUCCUCCGUGCCCUCGCCACCUUGAAGAUCGACUUCCACAACCCGGAUCGGGCUUACGAUGCGGUGCAGCUCUUCGCCCUCACCGGCCCUGCUGAGAGCAAAGGCGAGAUCACAACGGAGCUCCUGGGGGUGAUGAAGCGCUUGUGGGCUGAUCCAGGGGUCCAAGAGUGCUUCUGCCGCUCCAAUGAGUACCACUUAGAGGACAACACGGCGUAUUAUCUGAAUGACCUGGACCGCAUUUCUGCGGCAGAGUACAUCCCGACUGUUGAGGACAUUCUGCGCUCACGUGACAUGACCACUGGCAUUGUGGAGAACAAAUUCACCUUCAAGGAGCUCACCUUUAAAAUGGUGGACGUGGGUGGCCAGCGUUCAGAGAGGAAAAAGUGGAUCCACUGUUUUGAGGGUGUGACUGCCAUUAUAUUCUGUGUGGAGCUCAGUGGCUACGACCUCAAGCUUUACGAAGACAACCAGACGAGUCGCAUGGCCGAAAGCCUUCGUUUGUUUGACUCAAUCUGCAACAACAACUGGUUCACCAAUACCUCACUCAUCCUCUUUCUCAACAAGAAGGACCUGCUGGCCGAGAAGAUCAAACGUAUUCCGUUGACGGUCUGUUUUGCCGACUACAAAGGCCAGAACACCUACGAAGAGGCGGCCGUCUACGUGCAGCGACAGUUUGAGGACCUCAACCGCAACAAGGAGACCAAGGAAAUCUACUCGCACUUCACUUGUGCCACUGACACCAGCAACAUCCAGUUUGUGUUCGAUGCGGUGACGGACGUGAUCAUCCAAAACAAUCUCAAGUACAUUGGGUUGUGCUAGGACAAGGGGAUAGGGUGAGAGGGGCGGCAUGCAUGGUAAACAAAAAAAACCAUUGUGAAAGACAAGGCCAGCCUGUCGAGCUAUCUGGGUUCCCUCACAAUCACUUGUCGAAACAGUAAACUGAGAUGAGGACAAGAGGAAAGGGCUACAUGCUGCCAUCCUGCUAGAUUUAUCAAUGUCAAAACUUAAAGGAAUAGUUCACCCAAAUAUGAAAAUUCCUUUUGUGUUCCAGGGAAAAAAGAAAGUCAUACAGAUUUGUAAUGAAUAGAGGAUGAGUAAAUGAUGACAGAACUUUCAUUUUUGGGUGAAUUGCCUUUAAAGGUCAAGGUAGAUUUUACAAGGUUGGGAUAAAUGUGUUUGCACUGGACAUAUGAGUAUGUAGACACACACACAUUGUUAUGUUUGUUCACACACAACAGACUUUGGGAUCAGCUGUCAAGCACCUUUGUGACAUGGAAUCACUGGAAACAUCUCUCCAUUCCUCUCUUCCCUGAGAAACAGCAGGAAUUCCAUACCAUCAAUUAGUUUUCUCUUUCUUUUUAGGGUCUUUGAUUUGCCUGAAUCAAGAUAUGCUGCUUUGGAGAGGAUAUAUAGAGUGUAUAUGAAAACAUGCAAGUAUAUAUGAGGUUACAAGUAUCCUGGGUCUGAGUCUGAGAGAAAAAAAUUAACUGAUGUCAUUUGGUUCUGUUACAAAGGUGAAAACUGCCUCUGUGUAAAGUUGGAGUCAAAUGGCUUUUUACAAAAGUUCACACUGUUGUUUAUAUUUGGCUGUCUGACCCCAAGGAAGCAAUCUAUUUUCUUGUUGCUUUUUGUUAUGUUUUCUUUUUGUCUAAAAUAGGAGUUUUUAGAGCAAGAGUCCUUCUUUCCAUGAGAGUGUCACACUGAAGUGAGCGUUAAGUGUUUCAUUACGAUCAUUCCAGAAUCAACAAAGAAUAAACAGUGCCAAUAUAAUUGUAAAUAAAAAAAGGCCCAUUAAUAAUGUUACUUUUUUGUUUUUUUUAUAGACAAUAAGUAUAUACAUGUAUAUAUUGAAACAUUAAAAUAUGCAUGAUUUUGUUAUUUUGGGAUUUUGAUAAAUUAUAGUUUGAUUUGCUUUCAUAUUUUUAUUUGUUUUACUAACAUGCUCCAAAAAAUAUAUCAAAGUCAAACACUGUGUACGAUUGUACAUUUGUUUCCAGAGAGGUAUUUAUUGAAAAGAGUUUUAUGAGCGGAAAAUGUCAUUUACGUCCAGCGCAACCUAAACGCAGCACAAAAAUAUUAAAAGAGGAUUUACUCUUCAAAACAAUUCUGCAAAAGAAAAAAAGAGUGGGUGGGGAGGGGGAGAAACGAGCAAAUCUUUCUAUUCUGGUGUCAUUUUAAGUGGACGUUGUCCGCUGUAUUUGUAAAUACUAUGUGAGGUAUACUUUGUGAGACAAUGAAAAAACAAAGAAACAAAUAAUUACGAAUAAAAGAACAAUAAUAGUGAAUAAAUGGAAUUAUGCAAAUGCUGUUUGUGCUGCAGGUUUGUUUUCUUGUGUUGGGGUGAGGCUUAACUUUUCUUAGUGAUAGAAGUUACACAUAAUUGCAGCCUGGUGUCAUGAACAUUACACGAUGGCAACAUUUUUGCAAA